Pygoscelis adeliae (Adelie penguin) is the source of this 3286-nucleotide messenger RNA. RefSeq names its product chromosome unknown open reading frame, human C8orf33. The record is from RefSeq and is a predicted model, not a curated record. The coding region runs from base 1 to 1701 and encodes 566 amino acids. Lineage: Eukaryota; Metazoa; Chordata; Aves; Sphenisciformes; Spheniscidae. The transcript has 8 exons.
AUGGUGUUGUACGGUGGCGCGGUGUGUGUCAGGCGGGGAUCCGAGCCGCCGGUGGCACCGUGGCCCUCGGGCCUCCGCGCCUUGAUGGGGGACAACGCUGCUGUGGGCGCUCCCGAAGGCGCCGUGGGAUUUGGUCCUGCGGGGGGAGGCCGCAGCCGGGCAGCCAGCGUGCUGGCGGUGGAACCGCGGCCCAGCAGCUCCCUCUGGAGCCCGGGAGCUCACGCGCUGUUCCGUGAGCGGAGGUGGGCGGCGGCGGAGGGGCCCGGUUUCCUCCCCGUGGCGGCGCGGAGGCUGCCCAGCAUGGAGCGGGCUCCCCAAAGCACGUUCCAAGAUGAGCUGGAGUGGUGCAUUUCGCAGCUGGAAGCAAAUCUCCUUCGCCUCAGCCCAACCCCAAAACAAGCAGAGGAUGCACAGCACAUUCUCAAGGUCCUGCGCUCCCAUGAGACUCCUUUUGUGAAGAAGCGACAAGUGAUGAACCAUGUGUUUGGGGAUUAUUGUCUCAAGAUGGCUGAGGAUCAGAAGAGCAUGGAGAAAGCAGAUGUGAAACCUGGUGAUGUGGAAGUACAGCAAAGCAAUGGGCAGGCUUCAGAUGCUGUGGUGUAUGGGAAACAAUCUGACCGAAUCUCUGAGGCAAAGCCAGAGUGGUUCACGUCAUCUGACAACAGCUUCCGAUUUGAUUUUACACUUUUUGAGAUCGACCCAGAAGCAACCGGCACAUCUUUGGAAGCAGUCCCUGGUGUCAGUGGUGCUGAGCAGAUACAAACCAAUGUAAGAGCCACCGAGCAGGAGAACUGGAAUGGAGCCUUGAGUUUUGCUGCCUCUGGACAAGAACCCAAGUUUGCUUUCAACUUUGCCAUCCCAGAUGAAGACUGUCCUCUGGUUCCAUUAGUUCCAAGAAGCCAACAUAUAGAGGGUACAGCAGAUCAUGAAGUGCUGGGUAAUUCACUGCCUACUGAAUCAGCAGGUAUGCCAUGGAUUUCGGCGUUGCAGAAGCCUGAGUUGACUCAAACUACAGGUAGUGCACCCAAAGAGGAUAGAAGCCAUGUCACGUUAAAGAACCCCCAACCAGAGACUGCUCCCAGAGAUGAGGCAGUGACAGAGAAAUCAACAGCAGAUGGAGCUGCCCAGAAGAAGAAAAAGAAGAAGAAACAAAAAACAUCUGUCAGUAAAAAGGAGAUAGAAGAAACUGAGAUCAACAGGAAGGCAAAGGCAGAAGCUAACAGAUGUCAAAAUAAAGAUAACUCCCACCAGGAUGAGACCUCUCAGCAGUCAGAUGACCAGCUGUGGAAAGAGGUGGACUGGUGUGUGGAACAGCUGGAACUUGGCCUGAAGACGCAGAAAUCCACUCCAAAGCAGGUCGAGGAGGCUCUCCGUGCGAUCAAGACACUGCGCAAUGACAAGGCUCCACUGGUGAAGAAGCGUCAGCUCAUGAGAGCCAUGUUUGGUGACUAUAGGAAGAAAAUGGAGGAGGAGCGGUGCAAAGAACUGAAGCUCAUGGAAACGGCUGUGAAAUCUGCCAGGGUCGUGGAAGUGAAGAGAAACAUCCGCAACAAGAACUGCCAGUUCAUCCGGAAGUGCUCAGGAGCUUGCAGGAAAAGCCAAGUUCCAGCAGGAUCCCCUUCAGAGUCACCCAGGACACUUAACACAGGCUCAUUCAAAUUCACAACUUCCCAAGAAGAGUUUCGCUUUAAUUUCUUGUAGGAAAGUCUUUUAGACUAAAACUGCGGCUAAAAACUGUGCCAAUUCUUCUAUAAACUUAAGAACAGUGGAAAGAUGCUGUGCAGCAGAAAAUGUUACGCAAUGAUCUCUGUGUAUUUCCUAAAGAAAGGUUUAAAACAGAUCUGCCUACUACGCAUACGACCCCAAGACUCAGUCUACAUAGUCUGUCCUCACGCUGUAGAAAGGCACCUUUGUGAAAGAUCAGCGCAGAGUCUGGAAGGAUCUGUUUUUCUUCCUAUAGAAUUGACAUUAACUUAAGAAUCUGUCUUUUAUACUGGGAGAUUUUCCCAUUCUCCUAUUGCUUUUAAGUAGAGCAGACCUUUUAUAGCAGAUGAGGCAGCGAUGCAUACAGAAGGGAAUGGUUUGUAACGAAGAUCCAGCUUCUGUGAAGAUCCAGCAGUGUAAGCAUACUGGAUAGUUGAAUGCUUCCACUCCAUAUGAGUCUGUGUGAAUGCAACUUCUGGUAUCCAGAAAGCACUGACCACUGUGUGUAAUCACUGCCAUCUAGAGAGUAUGAGUUCAGGAUCUUGGAGGAAAAUAAGUGAGAAUCAUCUUUACUCAUUCAUCUCUCUAAUUGACAGGUAUAGACUUAGAAGAGAACUGCAAAUGCUGAUUUAAUCUAGCCUAGGGAUGUAAGGACAGUUGUUUCCAGACAGGGUAAGACUUUUGUUGCUGAAGCCAGGUUCUGGCCUGCUAGGAAGGAUGCACAAUCAGUUCUUAAAAAAAGAAGUUUGUUUUAUAAGUAGCCCGGUUACAGCCACCAGUGACUCAGAGGAUAAAUCAGCUGCAUGCCAAACCGUGGGUGGUGGUAAAAUGAACUGUGAGAGCCCAAAGAUUCUCUUGCAUUUGAUUUGUAUUAAAUUUUUGCUUUCUGAACAGUUGAAUGUGUCUCCAGUGUUUUGAUACUGCUUCAGCCACUGUACCCACUUCCUAUGUUCCUGCAGAGAAUCUUCCCCACUCAGCCUAAAAAAGCUGAAGGAACAGAAGUCCUUUAAAAGGAAACAUGGUAGCAGGUGUCCCUAGGGUGCAGUGCUUUCCUUCCUUUUUAUAGUCCAAUCAGUCAUCCUGUAUGAGAAGCGAGAAAUGGGAGUGUAGGCAGAUUCCAGGGUAUACUGAGAGCAGCUGAGAGAUGGUGGAAAACAUUUGCUGGGAAAGACUUCAAAAAACCUGAUGUUGGCUACAAAAAAAACUUACUUUAUUACUAAGCUCUGAUGCAGUCACUUGCAUCUACGAGAAUUUGUUUGUUUGUUUAAAUAUUUUAAAGAAUGCCUGUCUAGGCAUAAGGAGAAACCAGACCUGGGUAACAUAUCUCAUGAAGAGAAAUACGCAGAGAAGACUUUAAGUCUUCUGGAAACCAAUAGGUUAACACUGGAAUCAAUAGGUUAGCAGAUUAUUAUUUUACUUGCCGAGGAGCACUGAUGUUACUUUGACUGUAUGGAGCAGCACUAUACAGCAUUUUUUGGAUUUCCAGGAUUUUAUAUUAAACAUACAAAAGCCGUGUCUUGUUAAACUUAUAGUGUUUUCAUGCCAUUUACCAAGAUUAAAGAGCAUCUUGUACAUGACCUUG